AUGGUGCCGCCGUCCACCGCGCCGCGGCUCUGCUUCCUCUCUCUGCUCCUCCUCCUCCUCCUAGCCGCAGCCGCUUCUGCCACCGCAGAUGCUGCGGCGGCGGAGGAGUUCACUGAGGAGCUGCUCCUCCGGCCGCUCCCGGACCGCAAGGCGCUGGCCCAUUUCCACUUCCGCUCCUCCGCGCCUCCCGCCUCCGCCGCCGGCCGACACCACCACCUCUUCCCCAAGGCUAUCUCCCAGCUGGUCCAAAAAUUUCAUAUUAGUGAACUGGAGCUAUCUUUCACACAAGGAAGGUGGAAUUAUGAGCAAUGGGGCGGAUAUGAUCCAAUGUCAACAAAUAAUGCAAAGCCCCCUGGUGUUGAGCUGUGGGCAGUUUUCGACCUUCCUUUGGCCGAGAUUGAUGCCACAUGGAAGAACCUGACACACACACUAUCAGGACUGUUUUGUGCAUCCAUCAACUUCUUAGAGUCUUCCACUGCAUUUUCUGCUCCUCGUUGGGGAUUUAAAUUGAAUGAAGGCAAUCUAAGAUAUGGGGCAUUGCCUCGGGAAGCUGUCUGCACAGAGAAUCUAACACCUUGGCUGAAACUUCUACCGUGUCGUGACAAAGCUGGGAUAGCUUCUUUGCUGUACAGGCCUUCAGUUUAUAAAGGAUAUUACCAUUCACAAAAGCUAAAAUUGAAAGCAUCACAAUCUCUUGGUAUUAUUCUUGAUCAAACACUCACAGUUGUGCUGCAACCAAAUACAGUUAGUGGUAAACAGCUACAUUCUACUGGUGGACAACUUCAGCCCAGCUGGUCCAUGGAACAUCUGUUCAGUAAGAAGUUAUCAGGGAAAUGUCUUGUGUCUAAAUCCAGCAGAGUUUUUGUAGAGAUUGAGAAAGGCAUAGUUGACAAUGUUGACAAAGCUGGGUCAGAUGUUUCAUGGAAUAAUGAUUUAUUUGUAUUGUCAACUGCCCCAGACAGGUCCCUCAAAGAAUUAGAUAACUUGGAAGUCCAAUCCUCUUCACUAUAUGAGUAUGAUGUUAACAACUACAACAAUGAUAAGCCUUUGAAUGUGGGCAUAACUUGGAAGCUUCCCUUGAUAUGGUCUUGCACCCGUGCGCCGUAUCAUGCAAGUAGAUUUCUUAUGGGUAGCGGAAAUGAAAGAGGCUCAAUUGCCAUGUCAUUUCUAUCCACUGGUCUAGAUAAGCAACUAGUGGACAGCUCAAAUGAUUGUUCGAUAAAGGCUGUAGUUUUCCAGGUUGUUCCAUGGUAUGUCAAGGUCUACUAUCACAGCCUAGAAGUUUUCAUUGAUGGGAGUAGCAAGGCUAUAUCAGAAGUAGUUGACAAGAUACAUGUCACUCCAUCAGAAGACAAGCUUUUGCCUGGUACAAUGGAGAUGCUUCUUAAGUUUCCUUGCAGCAUGCAAUUGGCUACUCUUACUUUGGACUUCGACAAGGGGUUCCUACACAUAGAUGAAUACCCUCCUGAUGCUAAUCAAGGAUUUGAUAUUCCAUCAGCUUUGGUUAGCUUUCCUGAGUUCAACUCUAGCCGAAGUUACCCUGAAGCUGAUCCAUUGUUUGUGUCGCCUUUGCUAGAGAACUUCAAGGAAGAUGGUGUUGUGAAGUCGUACACAGAAGUGUUGCUUGUUCCAUUGACAACUCCUGAUUUUAGCAUGCCAUACAAUGUUAUCACCUUCACUUGCACUGUCUUAGCUCUUUAUUUUGGCUCACUACUUAAUGCUUUGAGACGAAGAAUCGGCGAGGAAGAGAGGGGAUUGAAGAAAGCAGGUAUUUUGAAUAAGAGACGAGGUCUCAUUCCCCUAUUGAUAGCUAAGCUAAGGGGGCAGAAGGUUGAUCCGUUGGAAUCAGAAUCCACGUCUCCUGCAUCUCUGCCGUGGUCAAAGCUACUACUCAAAGUUGUGUUCGUCGCAGUAGUAGCUAUUGUGUUCCAUUAUUUGUCGAACAGUUAG
Molecule: messenger RNA, 1950 nt
Organism: Triticum turgidum subsp. durum (durum wheat)
Lineage: Eukaryota; Viridiplantae; Streptophyta; Magnoliopsida; Poales; Poaceae
Source: the annotation of a GenBank genome assembly